This is a messenger RNA of Desarmillaria tabescens, 1888 nucleotides long. RefSeq lists its product as uncharacterized. Gene Ontology annotation, molecular function: ATP binding; ATP hydrolysis activity. Lineage: Eukaryota; Fungi; Basidiomycota; Agaricomycetes; Agaricales; Physalacriaceae. The record is from RefSeq and is a predicted model, not a curated record. The transcript has 6 exons. The coding region runs from base 494 to 1801 and encodes 435 amino acids. Gene Ontology annotation, cellular component: membrane.
AUUCCCAAGUUCAUCACGUUGACGAAGGGGAAAUUUGCCAUGGUGGCCUUGCUCGCGCUUGCUGACUCGGAAGAGGCAGGUGCUCUGACUCCCGUAUCUCCAUCGUAUUAUUCCCGUGCAUCGAUCUUUCAUGGCCGCCCAGUAAGGUCGACGCAUUUGCCCAAAAUCAUACCGUCCAAGUGUCAUGGCGAGAUAGCACUCCAUAACGUCACCUUCGCGUAUCCCUCCCGACCUUCCGUACUGGUCCUGUGAGACGUCUCCAUCUAUCUUCCCGCUCUUCCCACUUCAGAAACCACUUUUGUUGUAGGGAGCUCCGGACCCGGAAAGUCGACCAUUGCGUCACUUCUCCUUCGGUUGUAUAAGCCUCGGAGCGGGCAGAUAGAGCUCGACGACCAAGAUAUUGCCUAUUUGGACGACAACUGGACGACUGAACACAUCUGUCAUUUCCCAAAACUGUAUCCUAUCUGACAUAAGUGUUCAUGACAAUGUUGCCAUGGGACUUGCCGGAAGUGAAACUGGGAGAAAGCCGGAACACGCGACAAGGGCAGAAGUCGUGCAGGCUUGCCAGGCCGCUAUGAUUCCUGAUUUCAUCCGCGAUUUACCCGACGGAUAUGAGAUGAAGCUAGGCAAUGGAGGUGCGAACUUGAGCGGUGGUCAGAAGCAAAGGCUAGCUAUUGCGCAAGCACGAUUAAGGAAUCCUUCUGUAUUAAUUCUUGAUGAAGCUACUUCUGCCUUGGAUCCUACUUCUCACGUCUUGGACUUUGUCUAUGUCUUGAAGAAUGGUACCGUCAUCGAGCAAGGCUAUCGCGCUGACCUUGAGCGAUCUGAAGGUGAAUUCAAGGCAAUGAUGGGCUCCCAAGUGGUUGCAGAUGUGUCAACAAUUGACGAUACAGAGCGCCCAGAAUCGGUAACAAUGGAGGGGGAUGAGGAAAAAGACUCAGUCUCUCAACCGUUCUCUCGCUUUAUUCUUGCCGACGCAUUCACAGCCCAGCACUCAGAGAGACGACGACGACCUUCCAGUGUUCAGGUUAUCCCCGCAUUUCCGCCGCCCCCUUCUCAGACUCUCACUACCCAUACGCGCCGAUACAGCCUUCAAUUCACACUAACCUCGCCAGCAUUCUCUCACCAUUCCGCAACUUCUUUGUUGAUCAAGAAGGAUAAUUGUGCUGUGACGAGAUGGAGGUCGACUAGACCGUCUCGCAUGAACCGACGCAGAGCGACUCUUGCUGACAUUCACGAGUUACUGGAUUUGGUCACGGAUACCAAGGUGGAGAAGAAUUUGUCUUCAUCAUCUGAAAAGAGUCUACAGUUGUCUCCCGACAAUGACGACCCCAUUCAUUUUGGGCCGCUCGUCGUAUUUGCUCUGAUCAUUUGCUUGCUGAGCAGCGGUACUGUCACCCCCAUUUUCUCCUUCGUCCUUUCUCGACUUUUCUUUGAGGUUUCUAACGAAGCCCAGAACACCUCUGUCAUCAACACCUUCGGCGCCAUCGUUCUCAGCAUCGCAGCUGUUGAUGGUCUUCUCAUGGGCUUGAAAUACUUUAUCAUGGAGACUCGCAUUCCGCACCAUCUUGAAGCAGGACAAGAAGUGGAUGGGGACGACGCGUGGACGCUUAUUGUUAUCGCCAUUGCACAGUUUGUUGUGGUCAGUGCCAUGCUCACUGUAGAGUUUCUAUGGGCGUUGGUACGCGGGUGGCAGAUGACACUCGCUGGGUGUGCUAUUACUACUGUCUUUGCCGGAGUGAUGGCCCUUCAAGCCAAACUCGUCGCAAGCUGGGAUUAUGCAAUAAACGCGUCCGAGUAGAUGUUUCAAAAGUUUACUACAAGGUAAAUUGUUUGACAUCAGGUCUAGAAUUGAAUACGUAUCUGACUCUUCUAAUAUAGACCAUCA